AUGGUACGGCGUGGUUUGGCAAUUUGUGCUCCCCCAAAGACCGCCGGAAAGGGCGGAAAAAAGGAUGCAAAGCCGACGAAGAAGCCCACCGCCAAGAAGGAAGGAGGUGGUGGGAAGGCCAAGAAGAAGAAGUGGUCUAAGGGAAAAGUUAGGGACAAGCUGAACAACAUGUGCCUCUUUGACAAGGCGACAUAUGAUAAGUUCAUGAAGGAGGCUCCAACUUACAAGCCCAUCACCCCAUCUGAAGUGUCCGUGCGCCUGAAGAUUCGUGUAUCGCUCGCUCGCGCAGCACUGAAUGAGAUGAGGAAACAAGGCCUUAUCAAAGUCGUCACAGGUCAUCAUUCCCAGAUGACAUAUGCCAGAGUCACAAAGGCAGAAUGA
This is a messenger RNA of Dibothriocephalus latus, 381 nucleotides long. Lineage: Eukaryota; Metazoa; Platyhelminthes; Cestoda; Diphyllobothriidea; Diphyllobothriidae. The record is from the annotation of a GenBank genome assembly.